AUGGCUCCGAGAUCACCACUGCAGACAUUGCUCAACCCAAGAAUAACUUCGACAGAUUUUUCUGCCACCUUUAACCUCACCUUUACCACUUUCUUUGACGGUAGAUUAUCAAGCUUCUCUUCGGCUGAAAAACACCUCAAAGACAUGCUUGUCAAUUAUAAACUCGAACAACAGGGCUUUCCUCAGUAUUCGAGAUUUCCCCUUGAGAUCCAGCGAAAGAUCUGGAUACAUACACUACCUGAUCCAAGGGUCAUCCCCAUAACAUAUGAUGAUACCACCCAGGUUUGUCAAAGUACCAGUUCAAUUCCAAUAGCCCUACACGUGUAUAGUAUCUCGAGAACUGAAGCCUUGAGAUUCUAUUCAUUAUCUUUCGGUACCACGAACGAAAACGGUCGUAUUUAUUUUAGAUUCAGAUUUGAUAUACCUAUCUUAUUGACCAAUCUCUUCGACAGAACCCGACCUCCAAGGGUGCCCGCUGAAAGGUUUGAGAGUUUUAUCAAUAGCACUCAGAACCUUGAAAAGCUUGACGCAAUUGCUAUGAUACCCGGACUGGUCAAAUCAAUUUUUGGCCCUCAUCCGAGACCAUGCCCAGAUCUCUGCAACAAAUUCGUCGAGAAAAUGCCAAAUUUGACACAUCUGCUAUCUACAAAUUGCACUAGAGAAACAGAUGAACUACAUAUUGGUAUGUCUGGAUACCUUGCUGGUUAUAGGACUAUUGGCACCAAAAUGUGCAGUGAUCUGUCUUUGUCCAUGAAGUCUUAUGCACUGAAUGAAGACGCUCAACGCCGGACCGACAACUUCAAGAGGUUCUGGAAUAUUUAUUGGUGUCAGGCUUAUCUGGAGCUUCAUGGCCUACCUUUAGUAUUGGUGCAGGAGAGGGACCUAGAAGUUGGUGCGGUCAGGCGGUUUUCCCGCGCAGGGGGUGAAUGGGGAAGUACACCAUGGAUUCGAUCUGUGCUAGGCUAUCCUCGUCCAAGCGGGGCUUGA
This is a messenger RNA of Botrytis porri, 987 nucleotides long. RefSeq lists its product as uncharacterized. The transcript has a single exon. NCBI's taxonomy places the organism in Eukaryota, Fungi, Ascomycota, Leotiomycetes, Helotiales, Sclerotiniaceae. The coding region runs from base 1 to 987 and encodes 328 amino acids. The record is from RefSeq and is a predicted model, not a curated record.